Messenger RNA from Linum tenue, 3934 nucleotides. NCBI's taxonomy places the organism in Eukaryota, Viridiplantae, Streptophyta, Magnoliopsida, Malpighiales, Linaceae. The record is from the annotation of a GenBank genome assembly.
CAGAGGUUGAAAAGAUAUGUAUAUAGAACCUUCUUCAGAAGAUCUAACCCUAAUCGAACAUGAAAUUGAAAAAAAGUUACAGUCGGCUAUCUUCAAACAAAAACAACACUAUUAUUUGUCGACAUAGGUUUGAUCCAAUCGUUGUAGUAACAAAAUUUGACUCAGAAGUUCUAAUUUUAAGACCCGUAAAUUUAUGCACAACCUUCUUUCUCUUCCCUAACCUACUCUUUGGUAACCAAUAACCAUGCAGAAAAUAAUGGUGAUGGUUAAUACGUCAAAAGAUGGGGGAAGAAAAGGAAUUUAAAAAAGAAUGCGCCACCAGCAAAAAACGAAAAACCUCCAAACAAACCAGAAAAAUGGUUGAAAUACCAAAUGAAAGCUGCUUCCCAACGGCUACACCCUUUUCUCCUGCCUGAUUCAAGUUUCUUGAGCUUCAGCAGAAGCAAACAAUACAACAAUUCCACACAUUUACGUCCUAGCCAUCCACAUCUCCCGCCUGCCAUUUUACCCACCUUGCUUUCUUCCUCCUUUUCUGCAGAUUUCUUAACGUUCUCUGCAAGCACAUUUCUCUGUCCUGUAGUUCAAGAGUACAUUGUCCUGAAGCUACCACCUUUCACUUGCUCCAUACGUACUCAUCCGAGGAUUCUCCUUCCUCACCUACCCUUUUUUACAUAUGCUUCCUUCCCUUCACUUUAAUCGCAAUCAAACUGAUCUUCAGUCUGGUGACUUCUCACUUGUCAGAGAAUCAAUCAAAACACACACUUCUUGAUGAGACCUCAAAUCCUCCCCUCUCUCUAGCCAUUUGCUCAUUUCUCCUAACACUGUUUCAGGAUUUGAAUCCUUAAAGCCAAAGCUUGCUUUUGGUUUUCUGCUCUUUUCUUCUCUUUUCUUUUGCAUUUCCGGGGAAGGAGGGGGAGGAAGAAUAACUAUGCCUUUCGGGCUGGUUUCUGCUUGGAACAAGAGAAGGAGAAGCAAGUCCCAGGAUCACAGUGACCCCUGGGUAUACAGGCCUGUCGAGUACUGGAAGCUAGAAGAUCGAACAACCCAACCCACGAAGCGACACCAUGGAUCAUCGGUCUUUACUCUCAAGGAAAUGGAGGACGCUACUUGCUCGUUUAGUGAUGGAAACUUUCUUGGUAAAGGAGGGUUUGGCAGAGUGUACAGAGGAACUCUGCGAUCUGGAGAGCAGGUAGUAGCAAUCAAGAAGAUGGAGUUACCUUCGUUUAGAGAAGCUGAAGGGGAAAGAGAGUUUCGUGUCGAAGUCGAUAUCUUGAGCAGACUGGAUCAUCCAAAUUUGGUUUCGCUGAUAGGGUAUUGUGCUGAUAGGAAGCAGAGGUUUCUUGUGUAUGAGUACCUGCCAAAAGGGAAUUUGCAAGAUCACUUGAAUGGUACUUUGGCACUCAUCUUGUUGAUCAAGUUAUCUGCUAUUUUCAUUGCAGGAAUAGGGGAAGCAAAGAUGGACUGGACACAAAGACUAAGAGUGGCCAUUGGAGCAGCACGAGGACUUGCUUAUCUCCAUUCACCGUCUGCCGUUGGUAUACCCAUUGUUCACAGAGACUUUAAAUCCACCAACGUUCUUCUCGGUGCGAACUUUGAAGCCAAGAUUUCUGAUUUCGGUUUGGCUAAGUUGAUGCCAGAGGGCCAGGAGAUCUACGCAACUGCUAUGGUUCUGGGAACAUUUGGCUAUUUUGAUCCAGAGUACACAUCAACAGGAAAGCUCACUCUACAAAGUGAUGUCUACGCAUUUGGAGUGGUUCUUCUUGAGCUAUUGACAGGACGUCGAGCUGUUGACCUAAACCAAGGACCAACUGAUCAAAACCUAGUUCUGCAGGUUAGGCACAUACUGAACGAUCGGAAGAAGCUGAGAAGAGUGAUCGAUCCAGAUAUGCCACGGAGCUCGUACUCACUGGAAUCUGUAGCCAUGUUUGCUAACUUGGCAUCACGCUGCGUACGGACAGAAAGCAGUGAGAGACCUUCCAUGGCUGAAUGUGUAAAAGAACUCCAAGUGAUUAUCUAUACAAAUAACUCAAAGGGCUCAGGCAUGGGAGGGAAUUCAUUCAAAAUUCUAUCAUAAAGUUCUUCCUUAUUUAUUAAACACAAGAGGGCAACUGUGCAUUCUAAACAAUGAAGAUGUUUUCUUCCUCUCUUCCUCUUAUUAAUAGAAAACCUAAUUGUGCAUGAUACAUACAACAAACUGAGAGCAAUGGAAGAAACGGCAUAAAUUAUGAGUUUUUCCGUGCACAUUGCUCCCAUACCAUCAACAUUUCUCCUUGCCACAGUUAAAUGCCAUAUAUGCUUUGCCGUGCACAUACAAGAAAUCAAUCCAUCCUCUCUCACAUCAUCUCUUCAACUCUGGGGGCACAAGAUUUGUUGCUUUAGUAUCAUCUUGUUGAAGAUAUUCUGUCCAGCAGACUUUCAUAAGGUUAGAAGAACAUUCCGAUACAACUACCACUAGGCAUGAUUACACUGCAGUGCAGUGCGGUGCAAGAAAUUAAUGCUGCCUCGUGCAAUUGACUGCAGAAGAGCAGGUUCCUAGCACAAAUAUAACUAAGUACAUACCAGCAACGAUGAUCUGAAGAUCUGGACCAGCAGAUAGACCUGCCGGAAUCAAGUCACUGGAUGAGCAGAACAAUCUCAGACCUUCGAAGAUCCAGAGAAAACUCUUGAUAUGCAAAUGCAAUAAGACACACUCACUGCACACAGUUAACAUUACAUUUUCAGGAGAUUGAACAGAAGAAAUUAAGAAAAAGAAGUGCACAAAAUGGAACAGAUGUUAUUGUGUCUACGCAUGUACCUCAGAAACAUAUGCUGCAACUUAUGCUCCCACUUGUACAUGUUCAGGGUCAGAGCCUGGCAUGUCAAGUUCUACGUUGUUGGUUGGUAACGGAAGCUUCUUCAGCAUCAAAUGUUUACGACUUUGCAACAGCAGCAAUACCAAUAUGCCAUCUGUCUUAACAACAUUAUACCCUGCUCUCAUGUACAUGUUAAAGGGCGCUGAAUCAACCAUCCUGCAGUGCAGAUACACCUCUCUUACAAAGCUCAUCUGAGAAAUUAACUCCUCGCUUGCUUUCAAAAGAUUCCAACCGACUCCCCUCCUACGGAGUGGCUUGUUAACAGUCAUGUUGCAGAUAUAGGGAGAGUCCUUCGGCGCUGUUGGCGUGGGAGGAGAAUCAUUUGCCCCUCUCUUAUGGAAACAAAUUUCCACAGUCCCUGCUAACUCCCCUUCCUCAUCGUCCUCCCCCUCUGCCUCCGCCGCCUCUUCCUCUCCGCCCCCGCUGCCGCCGUCUUUCCAUUUAACGAACCCUAGAAGCGUAACGGCAUGGGGAAUCGCGGCCCGCCUCUCCAUCAAGUACUGCUUCACCAAAUAACUAAUCAAAGGCAAGUACCAAUCGGGCAGCAUCAUGGACUCCACAAAGGACUCGGAGAGCAACUUCACUGUUACAUCGGUCUCGUCCGGCCUCAUCACCCGAAUGCAAAGCGACCCGGUUCUCAAUUCCCGCCGAUACCGAAAGUCCUGAAGGCUCUGGAGCUUGAGAAGCUCCUCGUUGCUGAGGAAAUUGUAAUUCCCUGUCUUCAACCAGUCCUCUAGCCUCGAAUAGGCAGCGGAGGCGCUGCUGCUAGUAGAUUCACCGGCCAAGCAAAGAGGAGACUCCGACGAGGAGGCAGAGGAGCAGGAUGAUUGAGGGCUGAGGCGAAAUCGGGACCUGUGAGAUAAGAGGAAAUGGUGAUUGUGAUUGAGAGGGGAAAGGAAGAGUAGUGAUCUGUGGCGGGAAGAGGGAAGUGAUGGAUCUGAUGGGGAGGGAGUGAGAGCGAGUGAGAGUGUGGAAGCCGCCAUUGGGAACGCGCAGAAGAAGGGAAUUGUGACCUGUGGGAUGUGGCUAAAUCAUAACAGGAAACGGAGGACGAACGUAGCAAAACGAAUGAAGGCAAAGUG